CCCGGGGGUGGGGGAGCCGCGGCCGCUGGCGCCUGCUCCGUCCCCUCCCACUCGCACGGCCCCUUCCUCCCUCCUCUCUCGGCCGCUCGCAUUUCCUGCCGCUCUGGCUCUCCCGGCCCCUGAAAGUUCGUCCCAACUUUUUCUCCCCCGGGCGGGCGCGGCGGGCGCAGUCCGGGGGCAGGUUGCUGCGCUCCUCCUCGCUCCGCCGCUGGUCCUCGGGGAGCGGUCGCCACUCAGUGGCCCCUGGCGGUCCUUCCCCUCCCACCUCGCCCAUCCUCCCGGUCCCAGCCUCCCUCUGGCGGGACAGACCCGAGCCGGGGUGGUUCUCCUUUUCCCCUUCUCCGAGCGCCCCCGCGCCAACUCUCGCGCCGGGAUCGCGGCGGAAACCUCCCUCCUCUUUCGCCUCCUCCGGCUCCUUCCCUCCGCCCCUCCACCGCCAGCCACUGGAAUCAAUUCCUUGGGGGAAUUGGGGCUUCGCCGCUGCCGCUGCCGCCGCCGCGGAGGACAGCCUUUCCGCGCGGGACUCCGGGGCACCGACAGGGCCAUGUAAGCAGUUGCCGUCACCCUCAGCUACAACUUAAGGAGAUUGUGGGGUUUCGUCUUCAGUGUGUCCAGGGACUGCUGUUGCAGGCUCUUUGUGAAGUGACCCUCCAGAGCGCCACGCCGGGCAUGGACGCCUUUUUCUGCACCUGGAGGAGCACGGGUGCUAGUGUCAUCGCCCAGUCACAAAGCUGCUAAGGCCAUCUCAGGGGCGUGGGCGUCAGGACAGGAGGGCAGCACCCGAGGGCCACAGAGCCAUGCCUUUCGGCCUGAAGCUCCGCCGGACCCGGCGCUACAACGUCCUGAGCAAGAACUGCUUUGUCACCCGCAUCCGCCUGUUGGACAGCAACGUUAUCGAGUGCACGCUGUCUGUGGAGAGCACGGGGCAGGAGUGCCUGGAGGCGGUGGCCCAGAGGCUGGAGCUGCGGGAGACGCACUACUUUGGCCUUUGGUUUCUCAGCAAGAGCCAGCAGGCACGAUGGGUGGAGCUGGAGAAACCUCUGAAGAAACAUCUGGACAAAUUUGCCAAUGAGCCUCUGCUUUUCUUUGGAGUCAUGUUUUAUGUGCCAAAUGUGUCGUGGCUUCAGCAAGAGGCCACAAGAUAUCAGUAUUACCUGCAAGUCAAAAAAGACGUGCUUGAAGGGCGGUUGCGAUGUACACUGGAACAGGUGAUCCGGCUGGCGGGCCUAGCUGUGCAAGCUGAUUUUGGAGACUAUAAUCAGUUUGAUUCUCAGGAUUUCCUCAGAGAAUAUGUGCUAUUUCCAAUGGAUUUGGCCCUGGAAGAAGCUGUUCUGGAGGAGCUGACACAGAAGGUGGCCCAAGAACACAAAGCCCACAGUGGCAUCCUGCCAGCAGAAGCUGAGCUUAUGUACAUCAAUGAGGUGGAACGUUUGGAUGGCUUUGGACAGGAAAUCUUCCCUGUGAAGGACAAUCAUGGAAACUGUGUGCACCUGGGCAUUUUCUUUAUGGGGAUUUUCGUGAGAAACAGAAUUGGAAGACAAGCAGUAAUAUACAGGUGGAAUGACAUGGGAAAUAUCACUCACAACAAGUCAACUAUCCUGGUGGAGCUCAUCAGCAAAGAGGAGACUGCCCUCUUUCACACGGAUGAUAUCGAAAAUGCCAAGUAUAUAUCUCGAUUGUUUGCUACACGGCACAAGUUUUACAAACAAAACAAAAUCUGCACUGAACAAUCAAAUUCUCCACCCCCUAUCAGACGCCAGCCCACCUGGAGCCGGUCCUCCCUGCCCCGGCAACAACCGUACAUCUUGCCUCCCAUGCAUGUCCAGUGUGGCGAACACUACUCGGAAACACACACUUCUCAAGACAGCAUCUUCCAUGGGAAUGAAGAAGCCUUGUAUUGCAACUCGCACAACAGCCUGGACUUAAGUUAUAUAAACGGCACCGUCACCAAUGGCAGUGUGUGUAGCAUUCACAGCGUCAACUCCCUCAGUUGCUCCCAAAGCUUCAUCCAGGCUUCUCCCGUGUCCUCCAACCUCAGCAUCCCUGGGAGUGACAUCAUGCGGGCUGACUACAUCCCGAGCCACCGGCACAGCGCCAUCAUCGUGCCAUCCUACCGGCCGACCCCCGAUUAUGAGACGGUCAUGCGGCAGAUGAAGAGGGGGGUCGUGCACACGGACAGCCAGAGCCAGUCCCUGCGAAACCUCAAUAUCAUCAACACCCACGCCUACAACCAGCCAGAGGAUCUGGUGUACAGCCAGCCCGAGAUGCGGGAGAGGCACCCCUACACUGUCCCUUAUGGGCCCCAGGGGGGCUACGGUAACAAACUGGUCAGUCCAUCGGACCAGAUCAACCCAAAGAAUACCACGGUGCCAAGCAAGCCCGGGGCAAGCGCCAUCUCACACACGGUGAGCACCCCGGAGUUGGCCAACAUGCAGCUGCAGGGCACCUAUAACUACAACACGGCCCACAUGCUGAAAAACUAUCUCUUCCGGCCACCACCCCCCUACCCACGGCCCCGCCCCGCCACCAGCACCCCGGACCUCGCCAGCCACCGCCACAAGUACGUCAGCGGCAGUAGCCCCGACUUGGUGACUCGCAAAGUGCAGCUGUCCGUGAAGACCUUCCAGGAGGACAGCUCCCCGGUGGUGCAUCAGUCUCUCCAGGAGGUGAGCGAGCCCCUCACGGCCACCAAGCACCACGGCGCGGUGCACAAGCGCCACAGCCUGGAGGUGAUGAGCAGCAUGGUGCGGGGCAUGGAAGCCAUGACCUUGAAGUCGCUCAACAUCCCCAUGGCCCGCCGCAACACCCUGCGAGAGCCGGGGCCGCCCGAGGAGGUGCCGGGGAGCCACGAGGUGCCCCAGCUUCCCGAGUAUCACCACAAGAAGACUUUCUCAGAUGCCACGAUGCUGAUCCACAGCAGCGAGAGCGAGGAGGAGGAGGAGGAAGCUCCAGAACCGGUGCCCCAGAUCCCCGCGCUCCGGGAGGAGAUGGAGUACAGCGCCCAGCUACAGGCCGCCUUAGCCCGGAUUCCAAACAAGCCCCCGCCCGAGUACCCCGGACCCAGGAAGAGUGUGAGCAACGGGGCGCUGGGGCAAGACCAGGUGUGCCUUCCUCCCGCCAUCGCCAGGGCCAGGGUCCUGAGGCAGGGGCCAGCCAAGGCCAUCAGUGUCUCCCGGGCUGACCAGACGGCCAUCAACGGGUCCUCUCUUGGUCCAUCCAUCUCAGAGCCCGACCUGACAAGUGUGAAGGAGCGGGUCAAGAAAGAGCCUGUGAAGGAGAGACCCGUGUCUGAAAUGUUCUCCCUGGAGGACAGCAUUAUAGAAAGAGAGAUGAUGAUCCGGAAUCUAGAGAAGCAGAAGAUGGCAGGCCUGGAGGCACAGAAGAGGCCACUGAUGUUGGCAGCCUUGAACGGACUCUCGGUUGCUCGGGGCUCGGGGCGGGAAGAAAGUCGCGUUGAUGCCACCCGAGUUCCCAUGGACGAGAGGUUCAGAACCCUGAAGAAGAAGCUCGAAGAGGGAAUGGUGUUCACAGAAUAUGAGCAGAUUCCAAAGAAAAAGGCAAAUGGCGUUUUCAGCACAGCGGCUCUGCCAGAGAAUGCUGAGCGCAGCCGUAUCCGCGAGGUUGUCCCGUAUGAGGAGAACCGCGUAGAGCUCAUACCGACCAAAGAAAAUAACACAGGCUACAUCAACGCCUCCCACAUCAAGGUGGUGGUUGGUGGGGCAGAAUGGCACUACAUCGCCACUCAGGGGCCUCUGCCACACACAUGCCAUGACUUCUGGCAGAUGGUGUGGGAGCAGGGAGCGAAUGUGAUCGCCAUGGUCACCGCAGAGGAGGAAGGCGGACGAACCAAGAGCCACCGAUACUGGCCCAAACUGGGUUCCAAGCACAGCUCAGCCACCUAUGGCAAGUUCAAGGUCACCACAAAGUUCCGAACAGAUUCCGGUUGCUAUGCAACCACAGGCUUGAAGGUCAAGCACCUUUUGUCCGGGCAGGAAAGGACAGUGUGGCAUUUGCAAUAUACUGAUUGGCCAGAUCACGGCUGCCCAGAGGAUGUCCAAGGAUUUUUGUCCUACUUGGAGGAGAUCCAGUCGGUCCGUCGCCAUACCAACAGCAUGCUGGAAAGCACCAAGAACCAGCACCCCCCGAUCGUGGUCCACUGCAGUGCUGGGGUGGGAAGGACCGGCGUGGUCAUCCUUUCUGAGCUGAUGAUCUACUGCCUGGAGCAUAAUGAAAAGGUGGAAGUGCCCAUGAUGCUGAGGCUCCUCAGGGAGCAAAGGAUGUUCAUGAUCCAGACCAUCGCUCAGUACAAGUUUGUCUACCAGGUCCUCAUCCAGUUCCUCCAAAACUCCAGACUCAUUUAACCCCCCGGAAGAGGCACCCAGCUCCAUCUUACAGAUGGGGAAGCACCUCCAGACAACAUCUGCUCCCCCAGCAGGGCGCGGAUGGCCGGAGCAGGCAGGCCACGGGCUCCCUGAAGACAGGAGCCACGAUCAUUCACAAACAUCAUGUAUUAUUUUAUAUGAGAUAAUUUAUUUUUUUCCCCUCUUUGGAAUAACCUUUGUGAAUCAUCGUAAUGCAGUUUUCACAAUAAUGUAGUACUUUUCAUCUGAACCACAUUUUGACCGAUCUGCAUUGUAAUAGGUCAGUAGGGAGGGUUGCCUGGUGGAUUAUUUGGGGGACAGAGGCAUAAGGGAACACAUCUCUAGUGAAGUUGCAGCCAGAUUCGUAACCAGCCCUGAAAUUUGUCAGCCUAAUUGCUCACGUCCAAAUCAAAGAUGGCAAGAAAAUGAGUUCAUCCUAAAAUAUAAAGAUAAGGGCUAAGACCCUUUCCUGAGGGAGAAGAACAACACUCUUUUCUUAUAUUUGGGGGCUCCUGUGGCUUGAUGGGCAGUUCCUUCCCUUUCCCCUUUUUGCCCUCUCCCUCAGUAGUCUCUUUUUUUCCUCCCAGGCUUGAGUUAAAGACAGGAACAGCUAGAGGAAAUGCUCCCUUUCCAAUGCAGUGAUUGCCAUUGCCCGGGAUGAAUGAGGACUCUGUGUUGUAUCUUUCUCAACCACUCCUUAUUCUGGGCUCUGGAGCCUGUUCCCCUGCUGGAGAUUGCACCCUUGAUAUUUGCUGCUUCUCCCUGUUGGCUCAGUGGACCCUAGUCUGGUGGCCUUCGAGGCCCUGGGCCAGGCUGUCUGUGCAGCUAGGCUUCUUGCCUGAUUGAGAGAAGAUAAUAGACCAGUGUGGAAGAAAGAGGAGACAGGCAGGCCCUUGAUAUUGUUUCUUAUUUAAAUAUGAAGUGUGUGCUCAUGGGGAUCUGAAGGUCAAGGUGCUGGGUGCCAUGGAAAGGUUAUAAAGGAAACGGUUGGGAAAGCUGAUGUAUGGGGGCUCCUUGGCACUCAGGUGGCAGGGCCCCUGCCAGGAGCCACCCCAAGUGUCAUCCCCGCUGUGCUGCUAGCACCUCCAGCCUUUGGCCUGCAGGAUCGGAACUAAGCCCGCCCAGGACCUUGCACCUGCUGAAAUCUUGGCCCACCUGCUGAAAGAUGGUGAGAUGUGUGCUGCUUUCCUUUUCUCCAUACAGCCCACUCUGGUCAGUUGUGGUAUUAACCCUGCCCUCAGUUUGAAGCUCAGUCCUUAGUUCGUCUCCUUCUGUGCCUUCAUUGGUCAUCGUCCUUCUGAAUUUUGUAGGUUAGUACACAAUAAAUAAAUGUUCUGCACAUUUUCCCUCUUGCUGACUUCUGGGGAAUUCUUCCCUCUACUGUCUAGUUUUUCUUGAUGCAACUUUUAAUUGUGGCUUUGUUCUUAAAAUUGACUUUUGCGGGUGUUCCAUGAUGCCUUCUUCCACUGCUACCUUUUUUUUUUUUCCCUCCUGAGCUGCAAAUGCAAAGAAAGAAUGGCAUCCAAUCGACCAGAAAGAGUGCGCCUUUGUGGCUUCCGGUCACCACACCAGGCGGGUGUGGAAGCAGAUUCCUGAUGAACUACUUUGGAGUAUGAAUCAACUCGGUUUCACAUCUGGCCAGGUGUUAUGGUGGUGGUUCUCUGUAUUUGGACUCAGUAUCUGGCGAUGGAAGGCCUCCUACCUUCUCUUCCAAGGUCUAAAGAAUCAGUCAAGGAGUGGAACUUCAGCUGAGCGCCAUAGAUUCUGGAAUUUUGCUGUGUGAUCUGAAAAAGAAAACCACUAGUAUGACAUGUAUUUUCAGUGGAUCAGAGCUCGUAACCCUCACUAGGAGACGCUCAGAAAUUGGAUCAUCAGCAAGAAAAGAGGUAUUGUUUCCUUUUCCUUAGGGACUUUCCAUCCUUGGGAUAUUCUGCUGUUAGGGAUGUUUUAACGGUUGGUCUGCCGUUACUGGUUUAUUGUUUGAGGAACCACUUCGGUAUUUCUCUUUCGUCUCUCAGGCCCCAAUGUGGGCAGUGUUAAAAUGUCUCGUGUGGGCAGCGUGUAGAUCUGCUGACUCUUUGAGCUUAUCACUCACGGCCCUCCUUUCAACUCAUCCACUGUUGCCACUUGGUGCUCUGGGAAUAUUCAUGAAUGCACAAAAUGCAAAGAAGUUAGGUUCAGUAUCCAAUUUCUUAGCCAAAGUUUGUAUUGAAACUCAAAGGAAAACAUUUAAAAGUGAUUCCCCAUAUUUUGUUUUUAAAAACAAAUGCUUUUGGCCCUUGAGCCCAUUUUGCCUUCCUUUUCACAUCUCCAGUAAAUGCCAACCUAUCUCCUGUUAAAUUAGCAGGCGCCAUUUAAAGUCCUUUCAGUGGCAUCUGCAUAAUAAUUGCCCAGAGAUGCUUUAUAUCUGGGAAGCAAGCCAAGGAAUAAACCUUGAAGCAAAGUGUAUUAAAUUAGUUAUCUAGUUAGAGCUUUUGGAGUGAGUUCCUGACGAUGUAUCAAGUCUGAAGCCGGAGCUAUCGGGGUCUGUUGCUGCAGUUUCGACUUGAAGGGAGAAAAUCAAAAAUGGAGGGGGAAAAAAAAAAAAGAUACCAUCUUACAACAAAGCCACCCAACACUUUCAGGCCUCUGGUUUUGAAGUUUUUCCAGUUGAAAUGUUUUGUUUCUUUCAUCCACUCCCAUUUGGAUAUAUUGACCCAGUGUUCCUCCUUGUUUACUGUGGUCCCUGAACCAGGGGGCCUGAGUUUGAUGUCUUCGUCCUUGAGCUGAGCUGAGACUGCUUGCAAAGCCGAACCGUGUCCUGUUGUGCUUUACUGGAUUCCUUGGGCUUUAAGGGGACACCACCUUUUGGUCUCAUUUACAUUUAGACACCACUUUCCCUGGAUAGGAAGUAAAGGAGGAUUUGGCAGCUUUAGGCAGGGAUGUCAAAUGUGGAAUAUUCUGAGUAAUAAACUUCCGAGAACCCUAAAUAGAGAGAAUUUUACUUCUACAACAUUUGUGGUCCUAGAUUGAGAAGAGGAACUAUUUUUGGACUGUAAUUAGUCAGUGAUUGUUUGCCUCCAAGUCCUGUGGCCAUCUCUGGCCCCUUCCCCCACUGGCGUGGAGAGAGGGUCUUUGUGGGCUCCGCUGCGUGAAAUCCUGUGGGACUUGCCCACUGGCUUGCCCAGGACUCACUUAACCUUUAUCCUGCCUACACUCAGCUUUUGUGGUUCUGUUAUAAACACCAGUGGGUACAGUGAGUCAGCACUUUUAUCCAACUGCCUACCUUUCUUAUCUUUUCCAGCUUUAAUAUAGGUUGACCCAUAUGAAAUUUCCAAUAUUUGGACCAUAUUUUACUUACGAUAACAGAAAAUUCACAUGGAUCAACCUAACACGUACAGUUUGUUUCUCCUCCCCGAUUAGUAUGGAUCCCAACGCACCAUAUGUCAUUUCUCAAGUGCUAAUGAACACGAAAGCAUGGGCGGCUUGGCUCUUUUUGUGAACUCACUGCCUUGCUACGGCAACCCUUGCCUCACUUGAGUGGGCCAUCUCCUGGGGCUUGGAGUCACUCUUUGCAGAGAUGUUAGUGCACUUUGGAUUCUCAUAGGCAGGGUUGGCCAUCAGGCACAUGACUAGGGGGUUUUUAGCUGCCAUCCUUUCUUGAUGUACAGUCUGUAUUAGCUGACCUCAGCCCAGUGGUUAUGGAACACAGUAUAUGGGCCCGAGGUGUCCAGAGUCACAAAGCAGAAUGUGCUUUUGAAUCUCUCUUCCCCACUUCCAGUGGUGCGUGGGAUGGAGAAAGUGGGUAUAGUUAUUGAUUUUCUUUGGGGGGUAGAUCUGUCAAUCACUUGAGGUCAGGGGGUGGGCAAAUGCAGGAACCUUCUAAGAUGUGUGCCAGGGAGCUUAGACUCAAGGGUUGGGGAUUGAGUCAGAGCCAUAUUAGUGUGAAUUUACCCUUCAUUCCUUCUUCGUGUCGGGAGUAACUGUCAGGAUCCCAGAGUAAGAAAUUUCCAGAAGCACCAAGUAAUUACUGUUGGGCUCUUAAGAUGGCUCUUUGUGGGAAUACAGUUCCCUCUUGUUUUACCAAAGAUACUUCUGCAACUGUGUUUUAUUUUAUUGCCUAUGGAUUUUAUCAGACACUCAUCAUGCUCUGACUUAGUGAUUUCUUUUUGUGAGCAAAGUAACAACUCAGCUAGCACUGAUUCCAAAUGGAGAAAUUUGGGGUUUUCAUGGAGACUGCAAAAAUUUUCCAUUGGUCUAGAGCUUUACGGGUGACAAAUUAGUUGGCCCUGUAGGGUUGAAAUAAUCCUACUCGGCCCUAUAGGGUGGAAAUCUCUAGGAUGUUGAAUUAUGUUUGACACUUCCCAUGAACGCUGAGCAAGCAAGCACAAUGGUUCUUGUCUUUGCCUCAGCUUCUAAGACAUUUGGGGCAAAAGACCUUACUGAUGCAUCAUCUAUUGAAAGUAACAGCAACAUGCCUGGGAGAAAUGGGCAGGUAUAUCCAAACAAAUUCUGCCAACUCAUAUGUGUUACCCCGAAAAUCGCUGUUCUUCACGGGGUCCUGAGGAACUCGAUGGCCUGCUUGCCCAACACUCAACCUUUAUCUUGCCUGCUCCCAGCUUUUGCAUUUCCGUUAGAAACUCAGAUGCGUGAGUGUUUUUAUCCAGCUUACUACCUUACUUAUUUUUUUCCAGCUUAAAAUAGCUGUGUCUUCUUCCUCAAGGCCAAACUAAAAGGUUCUCUAUUAAAAUGUCCAUGAGCCUGGCAUUGAAUAUCUGGCAUCAAUCGAUUUCACAAGACUGCAUAAUUUAUUGUUGCUUGGUGCAGUAAAAAGGAGGACGUGCAUCAGUUCCUACUGUUUGGACCUUUGAUCAGCCCUCUCAUUUUAAAAAUAAAUUCAAGGACGUUUCAAGACAGGAGGGCAAAAGCUGAUGGGCAGCCUGAACAUGAGAACGCAUCUAUCUAAAAAGUCACUGUUCCUUCUGCCACGCUUUGGGCCAUCAAGAUCAUUCUUUCCAAAAAAUGCCAUAAGCUUGCCCAGAGAAGAGCUAUAAAUGGGAAGAGAAAGAGGAAGGCUUUUCAGACCAGCCUUGAAGUUUCUAUCGAACAGUUCUUGAUUCACAAACAAUUUUCUGAACUCGGGGAUGUCUCUCCUACUCCCUCCCUUUCUAUAAGGCCAGAGGGAUGGAGAUGAGGUGGUGCUCCUGGGAAAGACCGCGCUGCAGUGGGGAGAUCUGUUUCACCCUCACACAUAGUUGUUUUUUUAUUUUAUUUUAUUUUUGGCUGCGUUGGGUCUUCGUUGCUGCGUGCGGGCUUUCUGUAGUUGCGCCGACCGGGGGCUACUGUUCGUUGCGUGCACAGGUUUCUCAUUGCAGUGGCUUCUCUUGCUGCGGAGCACGGACUCUAGGCACACAGGCUUCAGUAGUUGUGGCAUGUGGUCUCAGUAGUUGUGGCUCACGGGCUCUAGAGCGAAGGCUCAGUAGUAGUGGCACAUGGGCUUAGUUGCUCCACGGCAUGUGGGAUCUUCCCAGACCAGGGCUCGAACCCGUGCCCGCAUUGGCAGGCAGAUUCUUAACCACUGCGCCACCAGGGAAGUCCGCACCCUCGCUCGUAGUUUUAAACCGUGUCCUCACUGUUGCAGUGGAGCUUGACGUAUGUUCUGGAUUCUGAUGCCUGCCUAGAUUCACUGCUCAGAAAGACCACCUCCCCUCACUUGCUAGUGGCCCUCCCUUUCCUUGCAACCUUAUUAGCAGAAGAUUUGCUCAACCACACGGCUCUGGAGUUAGCUAUCACAGCUCCUGUGCAUCUUGAUUGCGCCUCUUCUCCGGCCUGGUGGGGCUGCAGAGCGGAUCCCCCUUCCCAGCACAUCGUGUUUCUAAAUCAGGGCAUAAAACCCAGGAAGACGUCAGUAUAUCAGCAGUAACGGCAGUUCGUUGUCUCACUUGAGGGCACAGGUGGGACUCCUUUGUGGGGUCACCCUCUUCCAAGAGCACCCCAUUCACUUAGGGCUACGCCAGCCUUUCCUUGUUUUUCAUUUGCUUUAUGGAUCGGCUCUCGACAGCACACCUUUUCUUUCCUUUCCCUACCCUUUUAGCAACCCCUACAGAGCAGCUGAAUCUAGUCAUAGGGAAUCUCACUCUCUUAAAUCUCUCCAAAUUAUGUAGUUCGGAAAUCUAAUUUUAAUCCUGAAAAGCCUAUAUAGUUUCAAAAAAUAAAAUUUGGCAUUUAUGUAGUUUCAAGGAAUGAAAUCUGGCAAAGGGAAAGAACCAUAAUGAAAAUAGCUAGGUGCUGUCGGCAACCAGGAAGCUGUCUUUUCCCCCUUUCUCCCCUUGGCGACGGGCACUGUCACUCAGCACUAGGAGUGGAAGACAAGCUGGAUCGAUGGUCAGUCCCGUUUAGGACAAAGGUUGCACCACUCCCUCAGGCUUCUUUUGAGGCGAACUGACUUGGAGCCACAGCGGCUGCGUUUGGCAUCAUGACACGUGUAGUCGGAUUAAUUUGUUUCCAGCCUCCUCCUGCUGACUCUGUUCCCUUCACCGUCACCUCUACGCAGCCUGGCCAAUCUGGUGAAAUGGGUGAAGCUCUGGGCCCCGCAGGGACAUUUAUACGUUGCCUUGCGAUCCGUUCUCCGCUGUCUAGGGAGGGGCAGGACACGCUAUUCAUCCAGUCUGCAAUGUGUCCCAUUUUUUCUUCCUAACCUCCUCCUUCAGGGAAACACAGAGGCUGCCUCACCUGACAGAGGUUUUGGGGAAAAGCUGAAAACAUUAGAUUGGAGUCUUUUUGUGCCUUAGGGUGGAACUAGUUUGCUAACAUCUCAGGAACCCUGCUCUGCAUUGAGCUCAGCUGGCUCUCAGAGCAGAGGUGCUUGGCGUUCUCAGCAUUUCUCAGGGGCCUCCCACCUCCCUGAACUGUAUGUAGUGUUAGCUAAUAAAUACCUUCAGCUUAGAGCUGAGAGCUGUCAUUCAGAGCCAUUUUUUCCCCCCAACUUGGAGUACCGUAAAAUGUUAUUGCAACUUCCUUUGACUGAACUUUCUUGCCAGUUUGAAAUCUUAAAAAUCUAUUAACCUUAUCCUUUCAAAAGUAAGGUUGCUCUUCAUCAGAGAUGCUUUCCUGUGUAUGUCCUUUGUUCCUUCAAUAGUCAGCUAACUUGCUUGAGGAUAUGUAAAUGCGGAAAGAAAGGUUUACAUAUGCAGAUGACUAUUAGAUAACCUUAGGUAAUUUGUGUUACAUCAAGUAACAUGCUGAUCUAUUUUGUUUCACUGGACUAUUGUUGUGAGACUUAAUUCAGUAUUUUGAUGCUUUCCUUGGUCUGUGUUUUAUAAAAUGUUGUGAACUGUUUUAUCAUUCAAACCAACUGACAUUUAAUAGGUCUCAUUUCGAACGUACAGACAAGUCCCUAACGUAGAAAGCAGUUUGUUCUUAAGGGUCUUAGGUCAGCCCACAGAAGCCUUCUGAUGUCCAACACGGCUGAAUAGCAGGGCGGUGUCCGCCAGAUCUGGCUGGCAUGGGCUGACCUGGACAUUUAACCAUCUAUCAAUCAAUCAUAUUGUUGCUGUGAGAAAUGCAUUCCAGAUAGGGGCUUGGGAUCCUGAGAACACAUUCUUCUCCCCGUGGUGGGCACUUGCUACCUUGCAAGAUGGAGGUCCAGUCUCUUCACUACAAACUAAUUGUAAGGGGAGAGAGGGAGUGAGACAUUUAUAGGACGUUCCCUAAGUUGGGGAGUGAUUAAUAGUCACAUGUCAACUUUACUUUGGUAUAGACUCCCUCUCAAUUUAAUAAUAUUAAAAGCCUUAAAUAAAAUUAUGCAUGCUAUUCUAUGUGCUUUUUUAUAUCAGUAAAUAAGCUUAUGCUUGCCAGUUUUAUACACAAUUGAGAGGUGUAUGAAAGUGACUUUUGACAGUAUUUUUGCACUGUUUCCUAUCUGUUUUUAUAAAGUCUUGAGCUAUUGGUCCUAGUUGUGUAUUGUUUAUGUUCUCACUGCCCUUGUUAUUGCUGUAAAAUGUUUCAUAUGUGCCUUUACAAAUGUGAGAUCUUUAUUCUAACCUUUUUUGUAAAAGAUAUCUAUUGACUUCCAAAUGCAAUAAACUUUUUUUUUUUUUU
Molecule: messenger RNA, 12440 nt
Organism: Balaenoptera musculus (blue whale)
Lineage: Eukaryota; Metazoa; Chordata; Mammalia; Artiodactyla; Balaenopteridae
Gene: PTPN14
Product: protein tyrosine phosphatase non-receptor type 14
Exons: 20
Coding region: 798-4361 (1187 amino acids)
Biological process (GO): protein dephosphorylation; lymphangiogenesis
Cellular component (GO): cytoskeleton
Molecular function (GO): protein tyrosine phosphatase activity
Source: RefSeq, a predicted model, not a curated record